AUGUGACGGCAAAUUUAAAUGUAGAGUUAAAUUGGGUUGGGUAACGACAAAGCCUGGGUUGGACGACUUAGUAGCAGACGGCACUGCACGAUGGAGCAGAGGGAGUGGUAGAACACCGCCGAAGUAAAGGCGUAGAUCGGGCCCUGGCCGAGUUGAGAUACACCAGACGGGAGGCAAUGGACGACAUAAGGCAACCGUCGACGCAGGUCCGUGGUGUUGAUGUCCUUAUUUACAAUCCUAUAUUUUCUCGGAAACCAUGCUGGAGGUAUGCUCCCGAAAUUGGUUUCAAGUGGGGGCUCGAGCUCAAUAAUCGCUUGAUCUUGGAGCUCGAGCAUAUUCGAAAGCUUAAGAGUCGAAUCGAGAAUGGAGAAUUUCAACCCAGGCAAAGCUUCAAUGGCCCUCCCAAAAAAUCGUCGACCAAGAAGAUCUUCGGCAACAAACGGCCAUUUCCGGUGAAUUCCAUCACCAACGAUUUAAAACGAUCGAAUUCAGAGAUUGGAAACUUGAUGAAGUCCUGCUCACAGGUUUUACAGAAGAUCAUGAAGCACAAGGUUCGGUGGAUCUUCAAGAAGGAGAAUGUGAUCCCUCCGGCAGGGUUUCAACCCGAGCCAGUGCAGGUCCCUGCGAGCUCUUCGAACCCUCCAAUGGUGCAGUCGCCUGUGCGCACCCCUUCCCCUAUGAGAGCCCGGCCGGUGAAGCCUUUGAAGCAGCCAAAGCCUAAGGGUGUUAUCACAUCUGCCCUUAACUAUGGACUGAUUACAUGGUGCAACAAGAUAUUAGGGCCAGCAAUGGUUGCUCUUUAUAAUCCACUUCAACCUGGAACUUCUGCUCUCUUGUCUAGAAUUUUUCUUGGAAGUCCAAUUUACAUGGGAAGAUUCUUUUAGGUCUUGUUCAAGAUGGCUUAUCUAGUUGAAGAGCUUAGAUUGUGUUCAGCCAGAAUUCACAGAGAUCGAUAAAAUCAUUCAAAAGGUUAUAAAAGAAUUGGAUCAUAGAUUUUCUGGGACUGUGGUGGCAGAGCAACUGCUAGAAGAGGUUUGUGGUGUGCAUUAUUUUGUAAAAAGGAUUCCUAAUACUGAAGAGCUAAUCAAAACAAUGGUAGGCCAGAAAUUAGAGUGCAAUGUGGUAAAAAUCUUAGUUUAGUUCCGUUAGAUUGGUUAGAGAGUAGGAUAGGUUAGGGAGAAUCAAUGUUUUUGAGUUCACUUUAUACACAUUACUGCUAUAGUAAAUAGAAUUAUCUUCGUUGGAGAUGGCCCUUUAUCAAAAGGGAUAUGUAUCUAACUUGUUAGGAUCGACAAUUAAUCAGAUUAGAGAUCUAAAUUUGUAUGUACCACAGAAUUUAAUGACAAAUUAUAUAAUCACCUAUUCUUUCAA
Messenger RNA from Arachis ipaensis, 1371 nucleotides. Lineage: Eukaryota; Viridiplantae; Streptophyta; Magnoliopsida; Fabales; Fabaceae. The record is from RefSeq and is a predicted model, not a curated record.